AAUCCUUUACAAAUGGUUCUAAUUUACAUCAAAAUGAUAAAUCCCUCAAUAAAAUCAAGUUUAUAUGCAGCUCCUGUCGUCAAGUGUGAACACGUAAAGAUAACCUCAUCAGACAUACCUACUCAUGAAGAACAUCCCUUAAUUCGAUCAAUAAAAACUGAAAAACGUUCAAACAUUCAAUGCGAAAUCAAAGAAAAUGAAAUGUAUCAAUAUUUCUCAACAGAGAACACAGAAAACUUCUACAGUAAUGAUGCAAAAAAAAAGGCUCGUAUGGAACUAGUUAAAACAUCGGGAUUUGUUGAAACCAAAUCAUCACACGCUCGUAAGAGUUUGAUAUUACAAGAAGAAUAUCGAUAA
Molecule: messenger RNA, 357 nt
Organism: Sipha flava (yellow sugarcane aphid)
Lineage: Eukaryota; Metazoa; Arthropoda; Insecta; Hemiptera; Aphididae
Exons: 3
Coding region: 13-357 (114 amino acids)
Source: RefSeq, a predicted model, not a curated record